AUGCUCAUGGUUCGCAAGACCUUCUUCUCACUUGCCUUUUGUGAGUGUUGUCGCCGUUUAUUAUGGCAUGGUUUUAGAUGUCAAACCUGUAACUUUCGUUUCCAUCAGAGAUGUGCUAGCCUUGUGCCCAGCUUAUGUUCACCUUUGAAUGUUGACUCUUCAAACUACUAUGGGCAUCUUUUAGCACUAAAUAAUACAAAUUACUACAAGGCAUCCUCCAAUCCUUCAAGUGGACCUUACUUUCAACCACCCAGUCAAGUUUCCCAACAUGGAGUUUCAUCAUCAUCUUCAUCUGCAUCAGAAUAUCAACCACCAUUUAAUCAAAUUCGGGAAUCUAUGAAUGGAUCGACUCGGCGUAAAGCACAAACAUCAGGAUUCUCACAAAGAGAAAGAUCUACGUCUGCUCCUAAUGUUUAUUGUGUUAACCAAAAUAAUCAAAGUUUUUCGGAAGAGUUUCACAAAUAUCCAACAUCAUCAUCGGGUUACAAUAGUAUUUACACUAAUAACAGUGAAGCGGCAUACAAUGCAACAAGUCCUACGAGAACUCAAAGUGCUGAAGGUUCACCCACUAACACACGGAUCGGAGAUCAACAAUGGCUUCCUAGAGCACGAUACUGAAGAAAAUUUACAUAGCAUUUAAGGCAAAUUAAACUAUUAUACACUAUAUUUCAGCAGUUUGGUCUGCAUCUUCGUUUUAAGAUUUUCAUAUAAGAAAUUGUAGAAAAUCCAAAU
Tetranychus urticae (two-spotted spider mite) is the source of this 732-nucleotide messenger RNA. The record is from RefSeq and is a predicted model, not a curated record. Lineage: Eukaryota; Metazoa; Arthropoda; Arachnida; Trombidiformes; Tetranychidae.